Brassica napus (rape) is the source of this 1200-nucleotide messenger RNA. RefSeq lists its product as uncharacterized. NCBI's taxonomy places the organism in Eukaryota, Viridiplantae, Streptophyta, Magnoliopsida, Brassicales, Brassicaceae. The coding region runs from base 1 to 1200 and encodes 399 amino acids. Gene Ontology annotation, molecular function: nucleic acid binding; zinc ion binding. The transcript is spliced from 3 exons. The record is from RefSeq and is a predicted model, not a curated record.
AUGGGCGAUUCAAAAGCUUUAGUUACGGUGAAGGAUGCCGUACCUAACGUUGUCGUAUGUCCAAUGUUAACCGCAACGAAUUACUCGGUGUGGGUUACGAGGAUGAAGGUGCUUCUCCGAAUACACAAGGUGUGGGAAACGAUUGAACCAGGGUCUGAUGAAGAAGACAAGAAUGACAUAGCGACUGCACUGCUAUUUCAAUCAAUUUCCGAAAGAAAGAUAUCAGAGCUUGCAUCACAAGCAACCUCAUUAGGUCAAAGUAUUGAAGAACCUAAGAUUGUGAAGAAGUUACUUAAUGGAUUACCUCGGAGGAAGUACAUUGACAUGGCUGUAUUAAAGGCUUAUGAAGAGCGCAUAAAAGAAGAAUCACCUCAAAAUCAACAAGGCGAUCUGUUAUUCUCGAACUCUGAGAACUCCUACGGUUCAAGUAAUUCUAGAGGAAGAGGGAGAGGAUAUGGUCGUGGUCAAGGAAAUAGGGGUAGAGGACGCGGGAAAAACAACUCAAGCGAGAGAAACAAAGAGAAAAAGGAUUACUCUCAAAUCGAGUGCUUUCACUGCCACAAGAAGGGUCACUUUGCCUCAGUUUGUCCCGAGAAGAAUGAUGAUCAGCAACUCAACAAAGCAGAAACGGAAGUAGCUGAUGCAGCGUUAUACAUGCAUGAAGUUGUGUUUUUGAAUGAAGAAAACGUGAUGCCGAAGAAACUUGAGCUGAACAAAACCAAUGAUGGUAACUGGUAUCUUGACAACGGUGCUAGUAAUCAUAUGACAGGAGAAAAGACCUUCUUCUCUGAACUCAAUGAAAGUAUCAAGGGAAGAGUUAAGUUUGGUGAUGGCUCAUGUGUAAAAAUCGAUGGCAAAGGCUCAAUUAUCUUUGAAGCAAAGAGGGGAGAACAAAAGCUUCUAACUGAUAUAUACUAUAUACCUGAGUUAAGAAGCAACAUCCUGAGCCUAGGCCAAGCAACGGAACAAGGCUGUGAUGUAAGAAUGAAAGAUAAUUAUCUGACUUUGAGAGAUCCACGCGGGAGGUUACUUGUAAAGGUCCUAAGAUCACCUAAUCGUCUCUACAAGAUAUCACUCAAGGUUGGAAAACCAAGUUGCCUUCUCACAAAGAUGAAUGAAGAACCGUGGAGAUGGCACGCACGCCUUGGCCAUAUCAACUUCAAAACGAUAAGAAGCAUGGCAACACAUGAGAUGGUUUGA